AGCGCCCUAGGGCGGGCACGCGGAUAAAAAUGGCGAAGUGGGGGUAGCUGGCGCCGAAGCGAUGGGGCGCGCUAGUGGGGCGGUCGUUGGAACCUCCUAACGUGGGCGCCGGGUUCUCCGCAGCAAUUGGAAGUGGCGACCUCGGGCCGUCACCUACUAGGUCAGACCACGGACUCCGUGGGUCGCCGAGGGCCCCGCCGGGAUUCGGAGGCAAUGGAUGAACAGAGUGUGGAGAGCAUUGCUGAGGUUUUCCGAUGUUUCAUUUGUAUGGAGAAGUUGCGAGAUGCUCGCCUGUGUCCUCAUUGUUCCAAGCUUUGUUGUUUCAGCUGUAUCAGGCGCUGGCUGACAGAGCAGAGAGCUCAGUGUCCUCAUUGCCGUGCUCCACUCCAGCUACGAGAACUAGUAAACUGUCGUUGGGCAGAAGAAGUAACACAGCAGCUUGAUACUCUUCAACUCUGUAGUCUCACCAAACAUGAAGAAAAUGAAAAGGACAAAUGUGAAAAUCACCAUGAAAAACUUAGUGUAUUUUGCUGGACUUGUAAGAAGUGUAUCUGCCAUCAGUGUGCACUUUGGGGAGGAAUGCAUGGCGGACAUACCUUUAAACCUUUGGCGGAAAUUUACGAGCAGCAUGUUACUAAAGUGAAUGAAGAGGUAGCCAAACUUCGUCGGCGUCUUAUGGAACUAAUUAGCUUAGUUCAAGAAGUGGAAAGAAAUGUAGAAGCUGUAAGAAAUGCAAAAGAUGAGCGUGUCCGGGAAAUUAGGAAUGCAGUGGAGAUGAUGAUUGCUCGGCUUGACACACAGCUGAAGAACAAGCUUAUAACCCUCAUGGGUCAGAAAACUUCUCUGACACAAGAAACGGAACUUUUGGAAUCCUUACUUCAGGAGGUAGAGCACCAGUUGCGAUCUUGUAGUAAAAGCGAGUUGAUAUCUAAGAGCUCGGAGAUCCUUAUGAUGUUCCAGCAAGUUCAUCGAAAGCCCAUGGCGUCCUUCGUCACCACUCCUGUUCCACCGGAUUUUACCAGUGAAUUAGUACCAUCGUAUGAUUCAGCUACUUUUGUUUUAGAGAAUUUCAGCACUUUGCGCCAGAGAGCAGAUCCUGUUUACAGUCCACCUCUUCAAGUUUCAGGACUUUGCUGGAGGUUAAAAGUUUACCCAGAUGGAAAUGGAGUUGUUCGUGGUUACUACUUGUCUGUGUUUCUGGAACUCUCAGCUGGCUUGCCUGAAACUUCCAAAUAUGAAUAUCGUGUAGAAAUGGUUCAUCAGUCCUGCAAUGAUCCUACAAAAAAUAUCAUUCGAGAAUUUGCAUCUGACUUUGAAGUUGGAGAAUGCUGGGGUUAUAAUAGAUUUUUCCGUUUGGACUUACUUGCAAAUGAAGGAUACUUGAAUCGACAAAAUGAUACAGUGAUUUUAAGGUUUCAGGUUCGUUCACCAACUUUCUUUCAAAAAUGCCGGGAUCAGCAUUGGUAUAUUACUCAAUUGGAGGCUGCACAGACUAGCUAUAUCCAACAAAUAAAUAAUCUUAAAGAGAGACUUACUAUUGAGUUAUCUCGAACUCAGAAAUCAAGAGAUUUGUCACCGCCAGCUAAUCAUCUUAGCCCCCAAAAUGACGACACUCCCGAGGCACGAUCCAAGAAGUCCGGGCCCGGUGCUGACGUCCUUCUCCCAGACGGUCCUACUUCAGCUUCUGUAAGAGAGGCCAAGGAGGAUGAAGAUGAGGAGAAGAUUCAGCAUGAAGAUUAUCAUCAUGAGCUUUCGGACGGGGAUCUGGAUCUGGAUCUUGUUGGCGAAGAUGAAGUAAAUCACCUCGACGGCAGCAGCUCCUCUGCCAGUUCCACGGCCACAAGUAACACGGAGGAAAAUGACAUUGAUGAAGAAACGAUGUCUGGAGAGAAUGAUGUGGAGUACAACAACAUGGAACUGGAAGAGGGGGAGCUCAUGGAAGAUGCGGCUGCUGCAGGACCGGCAGGUAGUAACCAUGGCUACGUAGGUGCCAGUAGCAGAAUGUCAAGAAGAGCACAUUUGUGCUCUGCUGCUACCAGUAGUUUAUUAGACAUUGAUCCUUUCAUUUUAAUACAUUUGUUGGACCUAAAGGACCGGAGCAGCAUGGAAAACCUGUGGGGCUUACAGCCUCGCCCGCCUGCUUCACUGUUGCAGCCCACAGCCUCAUAUUCUCGAAAAGAUAAAGAUCAAAGGAAGCAGCAGGCAAUGUGGCGCGUUCCCUCUGACUUAAAGAUGCUAAAAAGACUCAAAACUCAAAUGGCUGAAGUUCGAUGUAUGAAAACUGAUGUAAAGAAUACACUUUCAGAACUGAAAAGCAGCGGCGCUGCUUCUGGAGACACGCAGACAAGUCUUCUGUGUGCUGACCAGGCAGCCCUGGCUGCAUGUGGAACCGACAGCUCGGGCAGGUUACAGGACUUAGGAAUGGAGCUCCUGGCAAAGUCAUCCGUUGCCAGUUGUUACAUACGAAACUCCACAAGUAAGAAGAGUAAUUUGCCCAAGCUGGCUCGGUCUAGUAUAGCAGGUAGUCUGUCACUUCGAAGAGCAGUGGACUCGGGGGAAAGCAACCUGUCAAAGGGAGACUGUCAGCCUCUGUCUGAAGGUUCCCCGGGGAGCUCGCAGGCCGGGAGCAGGCACAGCUCUCCCCGAGCCUUGGCGCACGGCAGUGUCAGCGACGUGCCGCCGCCGAAGCUCGAAGACCGGCAGUGUCAGGCUUCGGGUUCGGAUGCUGUUGUGGUUGCAGUCGUCAGUGGCUUACCCGCCAUGGAGAAAAGGAGGAAAAUGGUUCCCUUGGGGGCUAAUGUUAAAGGAGGUUGUUUGGAAGGAAUGCAAAUAACUGACUUGGAAAAUAAUUCUGAAACUGGGGAACUACAGCCUAUACUGCCUGAAGGAGCUUCAGCUGCCCCAGAGGAAGGAAUGAGCAGUGACAGUGACGUGGAAUGUGACACUGAGAACGAGGAGCAGGACGAGCACACCGGCCUGGGCGGGUUUCACGACUCUUUCCUGGCUCAGCCCCCAGACGAAGAUCACAAAUUCUCUGAAGACAGCUUUGUUUACAACCCAGCAAAUCUUUACACUUAAAUACCACACUUGAUGCACAUUCCAAUUUUCCUGAUGAUGAACAAAUAGGCCCUGAGGAUUUCAGCUUCAACACUGAAGACAAGAGUGGAAGGUAAUUUUCAAGCCAAGAGAACUGAUUUGCAAGCUAUCCUGACCCCGAAAUGUGCUGUAAGUUGGUGCUCAGAUUGUCAUCUGUCAGAUAAUCAGAUUUGGUCUAAUUUUUUUUCAUCGUAUCUACCUGAAGCAGUAAUGCCGAAACUUUAGGAAGUAGCACAAUUCUAGUAUAAGACAUUAGUACACAGGGAAAAAUUAAGGGUGUGAGGGAAAUUCUGUGUGAUGUAAUGAAUAAACACUUAAUCCUUAAUUAAUUUAGUGAAAUAGUAUAUUUGUAAAAAGCAGUUUGCUACAACAGAAGGGCCAUCAACUGCCAGAAAACGCCCCUGGAGCCGGUGCGCGCGCUCGGUGGUGCUCAGCACGGGCGCCCCUCUGCUUUCGGCUAGACGCUCGCUCGUCCCCAGUGGCCCACCUUCGCACGUGCGCGUUAAACACCGCGCAUUUCACCAUGCCCACAGGUCCGUGAACAGAAGAAUUACAUGUAGGCUCUGCCCCGUAGAUAUGUUACGUGAGUGACUGAAGUGACACUAGACUGACUCUCCUCUGUGGGGUGUGCUAACUGAAGUUAACUUAUCUCUUGUUUUUUCAAAUGCAGGCACACUGAUUAGUGGCACAUACUCUUUCUGUUGUGUGACUUUUACAAAUGUAAUUUUAAAUGAAUUGAGUUGAUGGAGAUUGGCCAUGUUCCUGGUUAUAUAAACGUGUGUAAGAUCAUUUAAAAUUAUUUCAUUGUUACGCCUCUGAAGUACAAGUAUCUGAAAGUCCUCUUCUUUAUUUUUAUUCAUUGGACAUUGAUUUCAGUGUCUCUACUUCUAACAACGUACGUGUACUGCCGUGGUUCGCAUGGAACUGGGGUGUGAGGGUUGCUGCCACACUGCGGUUAGCCCAGAAUCGUUGCCAGACUUGGCUGCUGUGCUCCUGCAUUUGUGUUUGAGCUGCUGGCCUGUGGGUGAAAGUCACACUGAAAGUUGACAAGGAAACUAUUGGAAAAGCAUGAAUAUAUAUACAUGUGAGAGGCAUCUCAUCUGCUUAGAUUUUACUUAGCAUUAUUCACUUUUCCAUGUCUGAUGUCUUGCCGGUUGCUGUGAUUCAUGGUUUGCUCUUGUUCAAAACAGUUUGCACUUUUUGCUAAUAAAAUGACCUUGAGAAAAUA
Messenger RNA from Phyllostomus discolor (pale spear-nosed bat), 4324 nucleotides. It is a transcript of the gene TRIM37, whose product is annotated as tripartite motif containing 37. Lineage: Eukaryota; Metazoa; Chordata; Mammalia; Chiroptera; Phyllostomidae. Bases 214 to 3078 code for a protein of 954 amino acids. Gene Ontology annotation, biological process: protein autoubiquitination; negative regulation of centriole replication. Gene Ontology annotation, cellular component: peroxisome; aggresome. Gene Ontology annotation, molecular function: ubiquitin protein ligase activity; zinc ion binding; tumor necrosis factor receptor binding. The transcript has 25 exons. The record is from RefSeq and is a predicted model, not a curated record.